This is a messenger RNA of Brienomyrus brachyistius, 2191 nucleotides long. Its product is annotated as zinc finger protein 624-like. The coding region runs from base 380 to 1807 and encodes 475 amino acids. NCBI's taxonomy places the organism in Eukaryota, Metazoa, Chordata, Actinopteri, Osteoglossiformes, Mormyridae. Gene Ontology annotation, biological process: regulation of transcription by RNA polymerase II. Gene Ontology annotation, molecular function: RNA polymerase II transcription regulatory region sequence-specific DNA binding; DNA-binding transcription factor activity, RNA polymerase II-specific. The record is from RefSeq and is a predicted model, not a curated record. Gene Ontology annotation, cellular component: nucleus. The transcript is spliced from 5 exons.
GAUUACAUGCAUCCAUUCCUUUUUAAAUCUCUUAAAUAAAUAGCGUUAACAUGAUCCAGAGCGUAUACUAUUGAAAACAGGGCGUGAUUUUUCCUAAGGUAGCACAAUACUCAUCGUGAAAUAAUCAGUCAGCUAGUUUCAUGAUACGCAUAUCCACACUUAGUGCUGACCUGAACAUACAGAGCUUGUGAAUUAUGAAGAGAACUACGGGACAUUGAGAGUAUCCACACACCGUGUACCAAAAAACGCUGGCUGUGUAUAUAUGAGCCUCGGUGCUGCCCGGAAGAAAACGGGGCCACCUUAAAAGGGCAUCAGAAAGCGUCGAUUUUCCGGUACCUACUGGGUAAGAGGGAAAUGGCUUUCUUGUAUAUUGAUCCAGAUGAACAGAUCCCGAAUAUUCAUCUUUUCCAACCUUCCUCGAAUUCCGCCCUUCGGACGAAGUAUAUAUUCAACCAGAGGAGCGCAUCAAGACCAGCAAUUGUUUUACGUUGUCAUCAAGAAAGAAGAGGAGGAGCGUGAAGAUCAGCUGGAAGAUUUUCAAGAGCCUCCACUAUUAGUCACCAAGCAGGAGAAAGAGGAGCACGCAGGAGAGAGGAAGUGUUAUGGAUGUCCUCAGCCCCUUAUCACGAACUUUCAACCUACAAAUGAUAAUCCAAGCACUCUGGGAGAUGUGAACAAAGCAAAAAAGGUAAAGAAGAGGAAGAGGGUUUGUGAAGAGGAGGAGUGGGCUCCUGAGACAGCAGAGGGUGGCCGAGGCACUGACUCGAGGUACUGUCGCCUGUGUCAGCGCUGCUUUAGCUCCUCCUGGGAGCUCACUGGCCACUGCUGUACCGGCAUAAUAGGUACAGGGGACGGAGAUGGCACAAAGUUGGAGUUUCGAUGCCCUGUGUGUGGUGAUCGAUUUUUGAGGCCCACUGCCUUCAUAAUGCAUAAGCAGAGUCAUGUCGGACAAUCGCAGUACGUCUGUGGGGUGUGCGGCCGGACUUUAAAGACACUCCAAAAGCUUGCCACCCACCGGCGGUCCCACACGCGCAGCCCCCUACUACAAUUGCGGUGUCGGGAAUGUUGCCGAACCUUCCCUGGCCUGGGAGCUCUGAGGGACCACAGGAUGAGCCAACAUGGUAAAGAAGCAGAUGAGCAAGAGGAAGUGAAAGACACAGAGCACCAAGAGGCAAACACAAGGCCCCUGAGCAGUGAUACAGAGGGCCUGGUAGCCCACCCUCUCCCAUCUCCUCAGCCUCCCCAGUGCUUGCGCUGCUUCAUGACAUUCCGUGAUGUGGAGACAGCAGAGAGGCACCUGCGCUUUAAGCAUCCGGCUGAUUAUGAGCAGAAGCUCCAAGGUCACACGGUGUUUGCCUGCUGCGUCUGCGACCGCACCUUCCCAUCCUCACGCCUUCUUUCUGCACACCAGCGCACACACAGCAAAUGGAGCCUGAUCCCUGCUGGAAUAGAUGAAUCACUACAGAAAAGCAAAGAUGAGAGAGGAACAGAUAUGAAGAGGAAUGCUGAGAGCAUAGAGAGAAAACAGACAGUUGACAAUAGUGGGAGCAUACCAAGUGGAUCUAGUUCAAUGUGUUGCUUUCAUUGCCACAUCAUCUUCACUGAUCCUCGAACUUGGAAACGUCACAUGAUCUCCAAGCACCCUCCUUCCAUAGCAGCACAUCCGCCUGGCGAGAGUGGUCGUGGAUACCUGUCCCCGCGGCCGCCCCGAGGCCAGCCAAGGCCCUACCGCUGCUCAACAUGUGGAGAGAAGUUCAUCCAGGAGAGCUCCUUGAUAAAACACAGCACUGAGUCUCACGUGGGCUGAGGGGGAGCGGCGGCCAACAAUAAAAGGCAUAUUAGAGAUAAUGUUUAUUAGAUAAAAAGUACAGGACAACUGGUAGGUUUAUUACACUGCUUUACAGACACAAUUUCCAACUGUUGUACUAUAUACAGUAUAUAAUAAAGGUUCAAACUAAAUUUUAACUAUCCACAUCCAACAGAUGGAAAAUACAGAAGUUAAUCUCAGAAUUUAUCUUCAUAAAAAAGAAAACACUGGCUUCUUAAAAAAACUGGCUCAUGUAACUUUGUUGUCUUUUGUUUACCUUGUUCACCUAAGUUAUUGAAUUAUGAACAGAGAACAGGACAAAAAAUGGAAUUUCAGGGGGAAAAAGUGUGCUGUAUGUGUUCAUUAAACUAUGAACAAAAAACA